Molecule: messenger RNA, 1086 nt
Organism: Humulus lupulus (European hop)
Lineage: Eukaryota; Viridiplantae; Streptophyta; Magnoliopsida; Rosales; Cannabaceae
Product: protein FAR1-RELATED SEQUENCE 9-like
Exons: 4
Coding region: 1-1086 (361 amino acids)
Biological process (GO): regulation of DNA-templated transcription
Molecular function (GO): zinc ion binding
Source: RefSeq, a predicted model, not a curated record
AUGACUACUACACAGCGAAGUGAAAUCAUGAAUAAUGUACUUAAAAAGUAUGUCAGCUAUCAACACACUAUGUUGCGUUUUUUAGAGCAUUUUGAGAGGUUGAUUGAUGAUCGACGUUAUGAAGAGUUAAAAGCCGACUUUAGAGUAAGUCAACGUAAUUUGGCACCAUCACUUCCAAUUGAAAUUUUGAAUCAUGCAGCGAAUGUGUAUACCCCUGCAGUGUUGAGAAUGUUUGAGGUUGAGUUUUCAGAGGCUUAUAGUUGUGCUAUGGAACUUAUUACUGAGUUAGGAGUUAUGAGAGAUUAUAAGCUUACUCCGAAUGGUAAGUCUUUUCACCACACAGUUAAAUAUGAUUCAUCGGCUAAUACAACAAUAUGUAGUUGCAAGAAGUUUGAGUUUGCAGGAAUAUUAUGCUCACAUAUUCUUAAAGUCUUUUCCUUUCAUAAUAUUGUGAAAAUACCUUCUCAAUACAUUUUAAAGAGGUGGACAAAGCAUGCGAAGAUGGGAGUUACAAGUAGUACCUUUGAGAUUAAACAGGGAGAUGAUCCUAAAGCAAGUUUGGCAUUAUGUUAUCAAGAUUUGUCAAGAUCCUACACUCAUAUUGUAACAAAAGCAUCAGUAACUCAAAAAGCCUAUAAACUUGCUAGAGAUGGUUUUAAACGACUUUCAGAUGAUGUGGAUGCUUGUUUGGAAGAAGACACCGUUGGAAGAAAAGAGGAGAAUCGUACUACCGGUGGAAUCAAUACAACAAUAAAAGGUAUAAAAACAAAUAAUAAGAGAAUUCGUGGUAGUUCUUCUACACGUCCAAAGAAUGCUCUUGAGAAGAUGCGUAAAAAAACUAAAGUUUCUAAAAAAAACUUGUCUACAAAACAGGUUUCACAAGUCUUUAACAACAAUGAUCAAGUCAACAAUUAUAUGCCACUUUGUCAACCAGAUUUUUCAUUCCCGACUACAUCAUAUAAUCCUAACCAUAUUAAUAUGGCACCUGAAAAUCCAAACAUACAAAUAAGCAUGACUGAAUUACUUUUACAGGCCGAGAAGACACCUAUUGGAUUUGAAGAUAGUCAAUCUUUCAAGAAUAUCUAA